CACCAAAUAGUUGAUGACUCAAAUAUUGGCAGCCUUGUUGACGUCGUUUAGUAGAAGUGUCAUUUUUGUCUGCUCUCGUUUUCAUCUUUUGUGUAUAAAAUUGGUGCUAAGGUAGAUAAACUAUAUUCGAAUAGGCGUUUUUAUGUCGCAAGAAAGUGUUUUGUAUAUUUGUGAUACGUGAUCUCGUAGAGGGAGUCCAGAAAUUCAUAAUUUAUAGUUAAGUAAAAAAUGGCGGCAAACAGAACUGGACCUGCUCAGAGACCAAAUGGCGCUACCCAAGGAAAGAUAUGUCAGUUCAAACUGGUCCUACUAGGCGAAAGUGCCGUCGGUAAGUCGAGUUUGGUACUGAGGUUCGUCAAAGGACAGUUCCACGAAUACCAGGAGAGUACCAUAGGAGCAGCUUUCCUUACACAAACCAUAUGCCUCGACGAUACAACUGUUAAAUUUGAAAUUUGGGACACAGCGGGUCAAGAAAGGUACCACAGUUUAGCUCCUAUGUACUAUAGGGGCGCACAGGCAGCUAUAGUCGUCUACGACAUAACCAAUCAAGACACAUUCGGCAGGGCGAAAACGUGGGUGAAGGAACUUCAAAGGCAGGCCAGUCCGACGAUCGUGAUAGCUUUGGCCGGCAACAAGCAAGAUUUGGCCAACAAACGUAUGGUAGAAUACGAAGAGGCGCAGACGUAUGCUGACGAAAACGGCUUACUUUUUAUGGAAACUUCCGCAAAGACGGCAAUGAACGUCAACGAUAUAUUUUUAGCAAUAGCUAAGAAACUGCCCAAGAAUGAACAAACCACAGGUCAAGGCGGCAGUGCCCAAGGCAGGCGGCUAGCGGAGGGCGAUUCGGGCGCCAAGGCACCCGGAAAUUGUUGCAAGUGAUGGUAUACGCCUGCAGGUCGAGUGUUGUUAUUAAACCGUCACGAGAAAGGACUGGCAAGUGCAGCGGCACUCUAGUGAUAUCUAUGUGUAAUAAAGGUCCUUCUAUUAACAAAAAAAAAUUAAUAAAAAAAUAUAUUAAACUUCAUAUACACUGUCACAUAUUCCAUUUAGAUGAUGAAAAACAAAAGAGCAGAAGCAUUUUGGUCUCUAACGGUCAUGUUGAGUUGGAAUGUCUCGUGGGGCAUUUAAAUUUGUGAUAAUUGUACCUAUAUUUUGUUUUUUUUAUAUAUAUAAUUAAUAUAUCUGACAGUGUAAGUUAAGCGUAAACUGUUUAUAUCGAUCGUAUUAGCAGCACCAAUUAAAAAAUAAAUAAAAUUGAAGAUCUUUUUUAUUGUUUUUGUAAUUUUAACUCUUUGGGGAAGGUUACAAAAGAAUUGAUAACGUUGUGUUGAAAACAUUGCAUUAUAAUAAAGUAAUUCCACCCACUUACGAAUUAUUUUGAAAGGAGAAUCUAAAAUGUGUCAAUUGUCACCUGUCAUCUUAUGAUGACACUCUAUGAGAGUGGGGGCAAUUGCAGCGCGCGCAUACUAUUCAGUCUAGCUUCAUUAUGUCAAUUAAAUGUCGAUGUUUAAAAUUUCAUCGAUUAGUUUGACAGUUCCCAAAUGAAAAAACAGUUACUUCCGCAUAAAAAUGUAUUGCUUCAAAACUUACUUUCAGUGGCAUUUCAGUGGGUUUUAGCCAUCUUAUGGAGAGUGGUCUAACACACUUUCUAGGUACAGCUGUGGUUUUUAAAAGGAAAUAUAAUGAAUCGCUUUUGUUUUCGAAAUUUACAUUGGGAAUCCCUUAGUGUCCUUAUAUUUGCCCUACAGAGUUUCAUUUAAACUGAAAUUGGGUAAUUUACAUAGACCUAAAGCUUUCACGUCUAUAUAGCCUAAUUAGACCACAAAAUUGACUUGCUUUACGUGAAAUGUAUGUACCAUUCAAACAUAUUUAUAUGACAACAAUAUAAUAUAAUACAAUAUAAUAUAAAUAACUGACAACAUUUAGAAUUAGAAUUUUUACCCACAAUUUUUCUCUGCCAUGUGUCAUCUAGUACAAGAAGUAUGGCAAUUUAGCCCUACUCCUCUUAUUGUACAUUUCUUGUAAUUCCUCAUUUUCUUUUUCAAUUACUUCGAUCUUUUAAACUUAAUUCACCAAGUUUAUUUGCAAUAUUCUUCUUGAAGUCUAUAGUUUGAAUUCCUUCAAUAUAUUUGUAAUGUUAUUCUUCAGUGUCAAUCCUUGCAUUCCAUGAAAGAACACGAAAAAGAUGCAGCACGUUAUUUGUCCAUAUUCCUGCUACAUACUUAUUUUUCGAUUAACACAUUCACUGCCAGCGUAUUCGCGGUGUGCAAGUACUUGGAAAGGGAAACGAGAAACGACCCUGCGCGAGUCGCGGAGAAAUAUUGCAAUUAUCUUAAAUAAUUCAUAUUGUCAAUUGAAAUUGUCAAAUUGACGUAUAUUUCAUACCUUCUGUCAAUGAAGCAGAAAAAUUAUAUAUUGCUCCACAAUAUUGAUAUGAUAUGCAAUUAUUAUAUAAAGGUAAAUUUAAUUAAUUGUAUUUUGCUUGCAUUACUGCAUUUAAUAACUAAUUUUAUUUACUACAUACAAUUGUUGAUGUUUUCAUAACAUAACCUGAAUCUUAUUUUUUCUUCUUAUUAUUUUUUUGGACUAUGGCCUUGACAAUUAUCCAGUAACCAGGACUAAUAUAAUUGGCCAAUAUAAUUAAAAGUGCGAAUAAUAGUACAGAGCGUAGAAAUAGGGGUCGCUUUGCCGAACUUGCACGGUCCCAAUAGUAAACUGGCACUUUACUAUACGCUAAACAAAAAUUUGGCCUUGCAUAUUUUCCUAAAACACGUAGCAGCUACGCCACUGAAUGGACUUAGGACCCCCUAUCGUUUCGCUGGUUGCAAUAGUCCGGUAACUAGAGACAAAAGUGGGUCAUUUUGCACACUUCAUAUAAUUCUCGUUUUCUGUACUUCACGAGUAUUUUUUUUGUCGGAUAUGUAUUGAAUAGUAUCGGUGACAACACACUGCCCUGCGUGACACCCCUUUCAAAACCUAUGUGGGAACAAUAUGUAUCUUUGGAGAACUUUUUGUACCCUUCCCCUAAAAACUAAAUAUUUUUUUCACUUAGUGCAAUUUUAAUAUUAGUCUCACCUUAUUUCUAGAAUACGGUCGGUCUAAAUGUAUAAUCUCAACUUUCAGCUUAUACUUCGAAAACCGAGAAGUAUAAACUGUAAGAAUAUUUAACGUUAUAUGUAUUUUAUUAGGAUAAUGAUUGUUGAAAGUAUGUUUCCCAACACGUGUAAGUUACAUUUCGUACUCUUUCCAUUUUUAUUACAAACAAAAAUGUUUAUUUAGAUAAACUGUUGCGGAACAUACUUUCUCGAUGCAUGACUGAAAAGAACGUUAACAUUUAUACGUAUUUGUUUUUAUUUUGUGUCUGAUGUGACAACCCAGAUCUUAGCGAAAGCGUAGAGGACAAAAGAUGAGUUUUUAAGUUUCCCAUUGAACUUUUUCCGUCCUUAAAUCAAAUACAACAACUAUUCACUUAAGUUUUCUAAACAUUUUUGCUAAUAUGGGCCCCUGCACCAUUCCCGACUUAACAGUCUUCAUUUGUUUUUAUUAGGUUUGUUCGUAGUACGAUCCAAACGAUCGGCAACCGUUGCCAACCAUUAGACGCAUGCGCAGUUAACAGUGAGUGAUCGUAGACUACGAACACGAAUGCGUCUAAUGGUUGGCAACGGUUGCUGAUCGUUCUACGAACAAACCUAUUAUAAACCGCCUCUUUUGUAGGUAAAGUAAACCUUAUAAUCAUUUUCCGAGUCUACAAUUUCUGUAGGACAUCAAGCAUUGUAAAGUUUAAUGAAAUAUUUUUAAUGGGAAAUAAGCCACAAUUUUACCAAAAAAAUGAAUUUAUUAACGUUUCGACGUUAUUUUUUAAAAUAUGUUUAAAUUCAUUUUUUUGGUAAAAUUGUGGCUUAUUUCCCAUUAAAAAUAUUUCAUUAUAAAAAUGCCACAAGGAAAUAGCUUCAGAACAACAUUGUAAAGUUUGUUUAGCAGUAAAUGGUUGACUUCAAUUAGUGCGGUCGUAAAUAUUAUUAAAUUUAUCUGACUUGGCCAAUUGUUAAGACAAGUCCGGAGCGAUAAGCAAACGAGGUAGACAAAGUUGGUCUUUUGACAAUUAACACUGACUACUGACUAGACGGUACUCCUAUAAUAAAGCAAAGGAUCCACAAAAUUUACAAUAAUUAUGACGACAAAAACAAAAAACGGAUGUAAAAUAUAUUGCUUUGCCUUAUAUACUCGAAAUUAAUGUUUCAAAUGAAUUUUAAAAUAAAUCAAUUUGAAUUGCUAAGAUUAUAGAAAAAUAAACAUAUAAACAUAUUUAAAUUUUACCUGAAACCGGGCCUUUUAUACUAUUAUCGGUUAACCCAGGAUGUUUAUAGUCGGUACCAUAUUUGAAGUCAACCAUUUACUGCUAAACAAACUUUACACAUUGUAUAUUUGGCUUACUAUAUCAUUAAAUCAAAGAAUGGCAUCGUGUAUUAUUUAAAGUCUGUUCUUAGAUCCUAACCGACUUUGGUGCAGAUGAGUAGAUUCAAGAAACAGUAAUCGUCCACAAUGGUAGACAUGUAGAUUAUGUAGUGACUCUUUGUUUAUCUGUAGACUAAUAUCGUCUGAAUAUUGUGAAGACCAGGAGUGAAUUGUUUUCUUCGACAUUGGCUUUACAUAAUGAGGCAUUCACUCAUUACACAUAACACACAAAACUCGAGUUCGAAAAGGCAUAACAAAUUGAGAAGGAAGAAUUAUCAUCAUCAUGGUGCUACAGCCCUUAAAGGGCUGGACAUUCUCAAGCUUUUUGCGCAACUUUGCUGUGUACCUUGCUUGGAUUUUCCAAUUGGCAACACCGAUCUCAGCAUCCUGUGUUACCCCCACCUUAGCUUUGGUCUAUCCCAUCUUCUCAUUCUCACCCGUUGCGCUGUAAGAAUCUUUUAGGUCAGUCUUCCUCAUGUAUGGCUCUAUCUCGUUAUUGCUCUGAUUCUUUAGCUUCUCUAUAAUUUGUUGAACUACAAAUAUAUUAUCUUCUAUUUCCUCAUAUUGGUUUUCGAUUCGUUAUUUAUCAAUCGACCAUACGACCUCUCCAUUAACAUUUAUUUUUGUCGCCUUCUUUUGUGAAUAGAGCUCAUACACGCCAGGCUCGAAUCUUCUGGAAUAUAAGAUCUCCAAUAAUUCUAUAAGUCACAGAGAAAAUUCUCUAUAAGUCGGUAGGACCAAGGAUACUGCACUCCAACUUAUAGAGAAUUUGCUCUGUGUCUAGAUAGAUGUCGCUAACGCCUCCGUACGCAUUUAAUAUUUUACUUAUAUGCAUACUUCGACAGCUUGGAUUCAGUUCGCUUCGGGAUACACCACAAAAGACGCUGAAAAGCAGAAACAUUGGUCAGCCGAUGGUGAUGGCCCUAAAUCGAAUUUAAUCUAUGUCUUUCCUUAAUUCUAUUAGUAUUGACGGUCCGAGUUUUAUUAAUUCAUUGGGAAUGUUUCCAGGUCCUGUGGCUUUCCGUUUUUCAUUUCCUUUGAAGGUGAAGGUUGAUAAUGGACUUAGACAGCAUGAGCUGCCGACCCUCACACUGUAAUAAAACUCGGAGAAAUGCCCACUGUUUCCCGACGAAUAUAGGACUCGGCUCUGCAAAAAACUCCACUCGAGUCUCCUCGGAACACAUAUUCGCGUAACCAAUGUGGUUGUAUGGCAUACAAUGGGUGUGUGUUAUGCAGCAGAGUCUCUAUCUAUCUAUCAGCCUUGCGACAUCCAAUAUUGGACAUAGGUCUUCCCUUCGCUCCUCCAUCUUUCUCUAUCCUGAGCCAUGUGCAUCCAUUUUCAGCCAGCUUGGUGUUUCAGGUUAUCUACCCAUCUCAUAUGUGGUCUCCCUCUCUUUCGUUUGUAUGUCCAUGGUCUCCACUCUGUAAUAAUUUUAUUCCAUCUUUCGUCUUUUUGUCUAAUAGUAUGGCCGGCGAAUUUCCAUUUUAGAUUAGCUGUUUGACGAGUAGCAUCCUUAACUUUUGUGACAUUUCUUACCCAGGAAUUCCUUUUUCUAUCUGCCAGUCUUAUGCAGCAGAGUAGAUAAGGUAAAAGGCUGGUUUCUGGUUCUUAAAUCAGUUCGGCUAGGGGAAACCCCCGAAUAAAAAUUCUGAUAUUUCAAGUGUGAGGGUUGGAUAACGCUUUAAAUAUGCUAAACAUUUUGAUAAUUUGCCCAGGAAUAUUUGCACUACUUUAGUAAUUUUACAUAUAUACCAAUUCCACUAGAAUGUUUUACUUCAUUACAAGUUUUUUGUCAUGCAAAUACACUCUGGGCCAAAAUUUACCGACCACCUUAAAGAAUGGUCAUUUUUGAUGUCUUAUAUCUCCUAAACCUGUUAUCCGAUUUAAGUGAUUUUUUUAAUAUGUUGUACCCUUAUUCUUUGACAGUAUCGCUGUAAUAAUAUUGUUGCUAAAUAGGUAAAUUUGCAUUGUAUAACGGUUGUACGAAUCAAACUGUGUUUUUUUCCUAAAGUUUGCAUCACCCUGUGGAAUAUUCUAGCAUUUGUAGAAUAAUGAAAUUAAAACAUAACUAUAGCCUCAUACUUUCUCAACGUUUUGUUUUUUGAUUGAUUCGCUUAUGUUGGAUAAUAAAAAAGUUAGGUGCUUUAACAACUAGACAAGUUUUUUAUCAAUACAAUCAAGUUUGUCAGAAAAAUUUCAACACCCUCUAUCUCGAAAACGAAGCAUUGCGGACAUAAGUUUAUAAAGCAAACUGUCAUUAUUUUUUCAAGCAGAAUUACCCCUUAAACUUUGCCAAAAUUUUUUAAAAACACCCUGUAUUGAUAAAAAACAUGUCUCGUUGUUAAAGCACCUAACUUUUUAUUAUCCAACAUAAGCGAAUCAAUAAAAAAACAAAAUUUUGAGAAAGCAUGAGGCUAUAGUUAGGUUUUAAUUUCAGUAUACUACAAAUGCUAGAAUAUUCCACAGGGUGAUGCAAAUUUUAAAAAAAUUUGACAAAUUUUAAGGAGUAAUUCUGCAUGCAAAAAUAAUGACAGUUUGCUUUAUAAACUUAUGUCCGCAAAUGCUUCGUUUCCGAGAUAGGGGCUGUUAAUAUUUUUCUGACAAACUGACGAUUUAUUUAUUGCUUUAAAACCGGUUGAGAAUAGCAAAUGUAAUUUGAUGAGUUUUAUGACGUAGUUAUUGCACAUUUUGUGGCAUACAAUUAAGCAUUUAAUAUUCACCAUUGGCGCGCAUACGGGUAAUAUGAUGGCUUAUAUUACCCGUAUGCGCACCAAUGGUGAAUAUUAAAUUCUUAAUUCUAUGUCAAAAAAUAUGCAAUAAGUACAUCAUAAAACCCACCAAAUUGCAUUUGCAUAUCUCAACCGGUUUUUGAAGCAAAAAAUAAAUCGUCAGUUUGUCAGAAAAAUUUCAACACCCUCUAUCUCGAAAACGAAGCAUUGCGGACAUAAGUUUAUAAAGCAAACUGUCAUUAUUUUUUCAAGCCGAAUUACCCCUUAAACUUUGCCAAAAUUUUUUAAAAACACCCUGUAUUGAUAAAAAACAUGUCUCGUUGUUAAAGCACCUAACUUUUUAUUAUUCAACAUAAGCGAAUCAAUAAAAAAACAAAAUGUUGAGAAAGCAUGAGGCUAUAGUUAGGUUUUAAUUUCAGUAUACUACAAAUGCUAGAAUAUUCCACAGGGUGAUGCAAACUUUAAGAAAAUAACACAGUUUGAUUCGUGCACCCGGUAUACAAUGAAAAUUUACCUGUUUAGCAACAAUAUUAUUAUAACGAUAUUGUCAAGGAAUAAGGCUAUAACAUUAUUAAAAAAAUCACUUAAAUCAGACAACAGGUUUAGGAGAUAUAAGACAUCAAAAAUGACCCAUUUUUAAGGUGGCCGGUUAAUUUUGGCCCAGAGUGUAUUUCUGGUGUCAUUAUGUCAGUUAGUGUCCUUUAGAUUACGAAACAGAGACUGUAAAUGUACUGUUACGAAUAAAUAAUUUGUUUAUAUUGCAGAGUGCCAGAGCUAACAUAACCGCAAGCCCGAUUGAAUAUUAUAGUCCUCUGUCCUUUUAUAUGUAGUUGAAACCUGGACAAUUACGGACACAACUGAAAAAAGACUUGCAAGCUUUGAUGUAUGGUGUUAUCGUAGAAUGUGGAAAAUAUCUUGGACACAACACGGAAACAUGAAAAGAGAAAUACGCAACACUAUGAAGGAAAAAAAAUGAACUACUUUGCUCACAUACUAAGAAAUGAAAAAUAUGAGUUGGACGUGACUCAUUAUACAAGGGAAGGUAGAAGGAAGAAUUGAACCGGGAGACGACGCACGUCUUGGUUGAAAAAUUUAAGGCAGUGGCGUGGAAAAAUAACAAUGGAACUCUUCAGUGCCGCUGCAGACAAAGUAAAAUGGACCGUGAUGACCGCAUCCAUAGGUCGCUGACUCAUAUCCGGCUCGAAGGACCAGAAUGUUAACGCAUGGGGUUUAAAUUUAAUUCGUGGACUGUAAUUUUAGGUCUGCUAAUGUAUUCUCAUGCACUAACAUACAAAAUUGAUAUAGAUAGAGAUAAAAUGACCGUUAACACACAACUGAUAUAAAUGUAUUAAAGUGUAUUAAUGCAUUAACAAAUUUAAGGCAUUUAUUGUUACUAAAUCUUAUGUUAACUUAUAUCUUACAUAACUACAUACUUAAAAAAGAAGAAUCUGCUUUACAACGAUAAAAUUGAUAAACUACAAAACGUUUUACAGCGUUUUCAAAAUAUGCGUUCUUUUUCACUUUCUCUGCCGGCCAUAAUAACCUCGGACAUGGCUCACUUAUUCCUGAGCUAUGAACCAAAAUACAUCCAGUCUGAUCCUUAUACCUGCGUAUUACGACUCUACGAUAGUAUGAGAAAACAACUGCAAACAUGAAAAUCCCUAGAUAGGGACUUUUUUGCACACCAUGGCCACGUUUUCAGCAUUUGGAACCACUGUGGGACGGUGCGAUGUUACUUGCUCGCCAUUUUUCGAAUGUCUCGCUUGGUACUCGUACUUCUAGCGCUUAUGCGCAGCAACGGUUAUUUCGUACCCUGCGUAGAAGUACCAGCUGUGUGUUUUUGAAGUUUUUAAUUUUAAAUAUUUAUCGGCAAAGUGUUGCGCUAAUAGCCCAAUGCUCUUAAAGGAUGAGAUACACGAAGAAGUCUAUGUUCAUCGUACUGGAGUCAUCGUUUGAUCAGUACUGGUUUAUACAUUAAGGUCAUAGGUACUUUAUGCCUUAAAUAGUUCAUGUAUCAAGGUCAAUAAUUUUUUUUGUUUUUUUCGGCGGCUGUAUAGGCUUUUAGCAACAGUUUACUUCUUGUUUUCUAUUGAGGUGCGCAGAUUUCGCUUCUAUGGCCUCUACGCUUUCGAAUUUUGCAAAUAGACGAUAUGUCAUGUGUCAAAACAGCUACUCGAUGACAUUUCGAACUAAACAAAGUCGUUCCGAAUGUCGUCGAGGUGUGAUCGUCAUAUUUUCAAUUUUACAUUGGUAUAUUAAAUUCAGUAGAGGUACAGUGUAGAGGGGUGGUUGUACAGAAGCAAAUUAAACGAGAUAUAAACUAAUUGUAUCUCCUACGGUAAUUGCAUUGUAUACUGUUAAUUUUAUAAAUGUUGUUUCUAGUUUAAAACCAUCUGUAACUUACUGGAUCAGUGUAAUAUCGAGGUAAACAUUGUUAAUAAAGCAAUAAACACGUAAUUUUGUAGAUUGUAAAUUGUGAAGAAGUUUCUGAAACUGUAAUUCAUACAUAUUUGUUGGUAAGAUCAGGGUAGAAUUUGUCAAUUUUAAUAAAUUUAUUAGUGUAUUCUUUCUAAAAUAAAGAAAAUAUCAUAUUUUAUUCAAAUUUGCGGCACCAUGGCUCUUGUAGACGAUAAUAUCAGUACCACGAUGAUGUUUAACAUCAUCAAGAACUUAAUAGAAUAUUGGCGCCAAAUUACCGUCCUAAAUGUUGAUGCCAUGGUCAUUGGUCGUUUUCUCUUGUCACUAUGACUGGGUUUUUUGUACGCUAAAUGGCGCCAAAUGACUUUAUAAUGUCAGUUAACAAAAAAUAUAAUGUGUUAUAAAUGAGAUAUUAUGGACAUACGUACACAUAAUGUUGGUACGCCGAUGAAGGUGUGUAAUAGACGAUGUUACAGUAAGAUUUACUAUACUAAUGGUAGAUUAAAUAGAUAAAAGGCGCCAAACUCUCUGUCGUGAAUGUUGAUGGCAAUGGUAGCGUCAUUACAUAGUUUUUCUUACGUCACAACAAUGUAAUACCCAGAUAGAUGUGGUUACUGUCGUCAAUGUUCUGUUAAUAAAAGCAAACACAAUGGAAAUGUCUUGUAAUCGCUCGUGUUACUGUAAAAUGCUUUUUAUAAGACGCUUUAUAUAAGAAGUCAUUCUCCCUGUCAUUCUGCAGUAGUAGAAUGCCAGUGGUGGUACCACGACAAUCAUUUUGUCGUCCCAACAUAUUUUCACUAUCAAACUAUAUCAAAUUAACAGUUAACACAUCCGCUGCCAUAGGUUUUGAAAAAAUCAACAGAAUACUGUCUCCGAUCGGGCCGUGCGCAACUAGUAAAGCAUCACACUGGCUCCGGUCGGAGUCAUGCGCACGGAAUGUGUUAUUAAUGGAAUCUAAAAAGUUUUUUUGGUUUUAAAUUGGUAACAACUCGUUAUAGAUUAAUUCUUGUAGUGUGAUAGAAUAUUUGUCUAUUGCCCAUGUUUUUUAAACUAAGGGAUAAUUCUCGUGAGGAUGUCCGUUUAUCUUUGUAUUAUAAUUGAAUAUAAUAUUAAUUUUAUUAUUUGCUUGCUUAUCAUCUAUGGUUAUAAUUAUUCUGUUUGCACAGAAUCAGAUUGUACAGGAAAAGUAAAACAUACUCAAUAAAGUUAUGACAUAUAAUUUAA
Diabrotica virgifera virgifera (western corn rootworm) is the source of this 10827-nucleotide messenger RNA. RefSeq names its product ras-related protein Rab-5B (gene Rab5). Lineage: Eukaryota; Metazoa; Arthropoda; Insecta; Coleoptera; Chrysomelidae. The coding region runs from base 229 to 879 and encodes 216 amino acids. Gene Ontology annotation, molecular function: GTPase activity; GTP binding. The transcript has 4 exons. The record is from RefSeq and is a predicted model, not a curated record.